This is a messenger RNA of Neoarius graeffei (lesser salmon catfish), 7436 nucleotides long. RefSeq names its product ASXL transcriptional regulator 2 (gene asxl2). Bases 109 to 3684 code for a protein of 1191 amino acids. Gene Ontology annotation, cellular component: PR-DUB complex. Gene Ontology annotation, biological process: positive regulation of transcription by RNA polymerase II; animal organ morphogenesis. Lineage: Eukaryota; Metazoa; Chordata; Actinopteri; Siluriformes; Ariidae. Gene Ontology annotation, molecular function: DNA binding; chromatin binding; peroxisome proliferator activated receptor binding. The transcript has 12 exons. The record is from RefSeq and is a predicted model, not a curated record.
CCCAAUAUGGCAGAAAUGGUAGGACUCGCAGCAUAACCGAAACAACAUUUCCAGCUUAACAGUAACAAACUCGCACAUUAGGUCGAUUUCCGAGAACCGACCGCAGACAUGAGGGAAAGACAAAAGAAGAAGAAAGGGAGGACGUGGGCAGAAGCUGCAAAAACGGUGCUUGAGAAGUAUCCAAACACACCGAUGAGUCAUAAAGAGAUCCUGCAGGUGAUUCAGCGAGAACGACUCAAGGAGAUAAGUGGUACUUCUCCCCUCGCCUGCCUCAACGCCAUGCUCCACACAAACUCCCGGGGUGAGGAGGGGAUAUUCUACAAAGUCCCUGGUCGAAUGGGAGUCUAUACGUUGAAGAAGGACAUUGCGGAUGUGGUGAAGGAGCUAUCAGAGGAGGCUUCUGAAGAUAGCAGUGAUAACUUUUCUGACAUGCGGAACACAGAAAACAACACCAGUGGCAGCAGCAAAGAAGGCAGUAGAGGAAGGUGGAAAAGAAGAGGGCCAGCAAAUCUGCAGUCACAGCCAUCUUCCCCACAGUCUCGCUGCUCUUCUCCUUCAGUCUCCAGCAGCAAGCUCAUCUCUUCAUCCCAGAAACACAGCAAAAAAGCACUUAAGCAGGCUCUGAAACAACAGCAGCAGAGGAAUCAACGCCGUCAAUGUGGGAUCCCCACAGCCUCCAGCCCACGACUUCUACUUAAAACUGUUAAAAGUAUUACUGAUUCCGCAGCCUCCAAAACUGGCUGGGAACUAAAACAGUCGGAGCGUUGCCCUCCCAGUCCCCAGAACUCCACCUCUAGCUCCUCCUCCUCUGUUAAAGCAGACGCGUGCCACACCGUUGGUUCCCGGAAGAUGUCUCAGCGUUCCAGUCGACUCAACGCCCGCCAGUUGAGACGAACUAAGUGUGAAAUUGACGUGGAGACACCCGAUUCCAUCCUGGUCAACACUAAUCUACGGGCCUUAAUCAAUAAACACACAUUUUCCUUGUUGCCCCCAGAGUGUCAGCAGAAACUUCUGAAGCUACUGCCAGAGAUUGACCAGCAGUCAUGCAUGGAUGGGCUCCUGAGAGUAACUAGUUCUGCUUUGAACAACGAGUUUUUCACAUCUGCAGCACAGUCUUGGAAGGAGAGGCUAGCCGAAGGUGAAUUCACCCCAGAGUUAAGACUGAGGAUGCGGCAAGAAAUUGAGAAAGAGAAGAAAGUGGAGCAUUGGAAAGAGCACUUCUUUGAAAGUUUCUAUGGAGAACAGUCUGGAUUAAGCCUUGAGGAAUCCAGAGAGCUGACGGAGAUUGAAAACACUUCUACGCCAGCUAAAGACUCAUCCCAGCCUGAAAAAACAGAGUCUAGUCGAGAAGCACAGAAACCAAACCACACUGUUGAGGUCACCCACAAGGAGCUGAGAUCCAGAGAGGUGAAAACAUCAGUGUCUGUAAGCCAUCCAGAACCGGAGUCCGUCCAUGCUGACCCAGUCACAGAAAGUCAUUCAGCUUCUGAUGAGACAUCUUCAAACGCAAACACUGCAUCUGUGACACAGGAGGAAGCUACACCUGCUGCAGAGAAAUUGGUGGAACCGUUAGCGUCGAGUGUAGAUGAAAAGGUACAAGAGAGCAAGACUAAUAGUCCAGCAUCCUCUCAAGAACCUAGUUCUAAAAGAAAGGAUACCAUAGAGAGUGAGUCGAUAAAAGUUAAAGAGGUUGUGUCACAAACAUCUGACACUACUACUGAGUCACUGAAGCGGAAACUCUCAAGUGAACAAGAAGUAGCAGAGAAGAAACCUCGGGUUGAAGAAGGGUCGCCCCUACCCUCAACAGAAGGGUCACCGUCAACAACAACUGCACAACAGAAAGUGCCACCCCUUAAAAUCCGUGUGUCACGAAUCAUGUCUGCCCCUGGAGCUCCAGGCCAAGUGUCUCCAAGGACUCCUCAUCCUUUGACACCACCCAGUAUCCGUCCAGGAUGCACUGGUGCACGCACUUUAGCUGACAUCAAAGCUAAAGCCAAACUAGCUCGGGAACAGCGUGCUGCGGCGGCUGCAGCAGCAGGUGCAACACGUAGAGGAUCCACCGGAUGUACCUCCACGCCCUCCCCAGUCCAGUCCUUGUCAGAAGAGUUUUCACCAGCAAGCAGUAGAAGCCAGUCUGUAUCUCCAGUAAAGAUUAGCUCAGUGUCUCCUGUCCCUGAGAGCACAGGAGUUCUCUCCCAAACAUCUCCUUCCUCCUGUGCUACUGGGCAGUUGGACCCUAGUUUUGUUCAAAGCUCUAGCACAAACCAGUUUUUUUCAAAAGAAACCAGGUCCUUUCUGGGUUCCCAGAUCUCUCAGCAUGCAUCAAAUCCUCAUUUGAAGGAGCACUGUGUUCUCCACUCUGUUGGUGGAAUGCAGAUAUCACCUUCAACUGUGCUGCCACACAGCCCAAAAGCACAAGAGGCACCUUUGCCAGGGACCUCAGUGAUCAAACCCAGCUCCUUAAUUCCUGCCAAUAACCCGCUGGUCGCUCAGCUCCUUCAAGGUAAAGAAGUUCCUCUGGAGAAGAUUCUUCCAAAACCACCCGCCAAGAUAAAUGUGCAGCCUGCGACUGUUGUAGCACAAGAUAAAGGGAACUUGGCUGUCAGGACAUCGGGGCUGGGGAAGGAGAAACCUAUACAUGCAGAGGACGUUAGCAGAUCUAGACUGCUGCAUUGCUCAGGCAGACCUGGGACCACUGUGGACAAGCUGGACAAGAACACCCAGGAGCAGAUUCUCCAUGUUCUAAGACACAGAAGUCAGCAGAACCGAAUCUCUCAGCCGUCCCAAUUUGAGCCCUGUGUGCUCGGCUAUCCAGAGAGCUCUAAUGACCAACCAAGGUUCCAACUAGGCCUCAUUGGACGAAAGAGAGUGUCCAAGCCUGCCAUGACAGGGCACUAUCUCCUAAAUAUCUCCACAUAUGGCAGAGGGACUGAGAGCAGCAAACGGCCUCAUUUGGCCAAUGUAAAGAGAGAAAAUGUGGAAGGAGAAGAGAAAGAAGUGGUAGAACUUAAAGAAGGUCGUCAGGCUUCUUUAAAAGGGCAUUCUAACCCUCCUGGAAUUAAAGUUGAACAGCAAGGAUCUCGCAUCACAAAACCAGAUGAUUCUCCAGGAUACCAGCAGUGUGCUCAAAUAAAGUUAGAGUCUCAGUCACUGAGUUGUUCCUCCAAUAAAGAAGGUGGCACUUCUACAAGAACCAAAGAAAUAUCUCCAAGAUUGCACCUUGACACCAGUAAACAGGGUAACUCAGGGCCGCAUCAUUCAGGUGACUGUAAGCCACAAGUAACAUCCUUCCAGUCACAGAAGUCACAAGAUGGACAAGAAACUAUGACGGGUACUUUCUAUGGUGGCACUAUCAGCAUGUCCAUGCCUCACUCAAUAAAUCAUACCAUCCCUGACUCUGGUGCCUCUACUACGGUUACCUGCAGUAAUGAGAACGCCAGUGAGGGGAUGAUGUCAUUUUCCGUGACUGUCACUGCCAUACCUGCCAGUCACCUUCUCGAUCAGGGUAAAGGUGAGACCUCACCUGAGCAGGCCUUCAUAGAAGCUUCUGGAAUGGAGGACGUCCAGUCGAAAUGCUACUGUCGGCUAAAGGCCAUGAUCAUGUGCAAGGGGUGUGGGGCCUUCUGUCAUGAUGACUGCAUUGGACCCUCCAAACUGUGUGUUUCCUGCUUGGUGGUACGAUAAUGGUGACGAGGACCAAAGGUGAUCUUAAAGUUAAACGAUCAAGUAAGUGCGAAGAGUUUCAAGUGAAUGGUGGACUUCUCACUGUGUUGAUGUGUCCAUAGGAGUUUGGCUUUUAUGCUGUUGAUCUCUGGCUUUCCAGACAUUUAGUAUGUACAUGUACAUAAUUUGUGCAAUGUUCGAGUAAAACUUCCUCUCAGUUCAUUUACUGAAAACUGAGCACCUUGUUCUAGAUGCAAGACUUCUUGAAUAGUGGCAAUAUAUAAACGCUGGUCAUGUUCUGUAAUAUAUACUUAUAUAUUUUCAUUUUAGAAAUUCGAGUAACGGUAUACUACUAUUUUUGUAGAUCUGAAUAUCAUGACCAUCCCUUUCGUUUUUUGCUUCCUUUUAAAUCAGUCAUUUUUUAAAUACUGUGCAGUGUGUUGGAUCACUAACAAUAAUAAUAAUAAUAAUAAUAUGUACUUAUUCAGCAAAGCAAUUUUUGUUGAAUAGUUUAAGCCUUAGUAACUCAAGCAAAGAUCCAGACAGCUAAAAUACCAAUUACUUUUGAGAAUUACUGUGACAAAAAAAAAAAAAAAGAUUAUUUUAAUGACUUGCCUUAUGUCUAGGCUAAAAGUGGUACUCUUAGACGUGAGUAGCAUCAGUGGUAGAUAUAAACAUGAAAUUAUUUAUGGAGCAGAAGGGACUAAAUACCACAGGCUAGCACUAAUCCUCAAUCACUUUUUGGUGUAUCAUGGACUAAAAGGACUGAAUUAUUUUGGUAACUGAAAGUGGCAAUAAUUUGUACAUUUGUUAUAUUUAUUAAAAGAAUCAUCUAAAUUUAAGAGAGAAUCAAAAUCCCUUAUAUCUAUCUUCUUUUUAGGGUUGCACUUUUGUAUAAAAAAAAUAUAUGGUAACUUGAAUGCUCGCUGCUCACUGUGUAGUAUGUUGUGAGUAAGUUGAUUAGGAUGGGAGCUAAAGCACUUCUCAAUGACAUAAUCUAAUGUUCCCUCUCAGGAGCAAACCCAGGUCUUCUUCGUUUCACUAUUUGUCUAAACACUCCUUAUGUUUGCCAGUGAGGAGUGUGAACUGACAGUGAAGUUCCAAGACUGUAGAUAUUCUUUAAAACUUUCAAAAGAAAUCAGUUUUUUUAAAUGUAAUGUUGAUUAAUAUAAGCCAAUGUGUGAGAAUUUGUUUUUUAUUGUGUAAAUAUACACUUUUCUGAGAUUUUAUCCACUUUUUAUGACCUUUCAUCUAUGACACAAAUCACACUACACAGCAAAAAAAAAAGUCUCAUGAGUGAUAUCUUGAAUAUAGUCAAAUUAAUCUAGUGUUUCCUAUUAUAAAAUUUAGGCUGGUAACGAUUCACCCAAUUCACGAUAUCGUGUUCACGAUAUUUUUGAGAAAAUAUUAAAUAAAUAAAUAAAACGUACUAUUACCAAAAAAUUGCAACAUUCCUAUGUAUUUUUCUUCGGCUUGUCCCAAUUAAAGGAGCAGCCACAGCGGAUUUGUUCUGCAUAUUUGAUUUGGCAUAGAAGUUUUUUUUUUUUAAAUUAGAUGCCCUUCCUGACGCAACCCUUCCCAAUCUAUCCGGGCUUGGGACCGGCACUAAGUAUGCACUGGCUCGUACAAUCCCAGUGGCUGGGUAUUUUUUACCUUAAUCUGCAUGUCUUUGGACUGUGGUGGAAACCGGAGCACCCGGAGAAAACCCACACAGACACGGGGAGAACAUGCAAACUCCACACAGAAAGGCCCCUGUGAGGUUCAAACCCUGAAACUUCUUGCUGUGAGGCAAUAGUGCUAACCACUACACCAACAUGCCGCCUAUUGUUUAUCAAAUUAAAUAUUCAUUUAGUUAAAUAAAAUACCCUUUUGUUUCAUUUUUAAUAACCAACAAUUAUUUACACACACUUGUAAAUGUUGGAUAAAAUAUAAUAAUUUAUUUUUUUCGUGGUGCAGUUUCCAUCAAAUCCUGCGCUCUGAUUGGCUGGCGAGCGGGUCUGUAUCCUACGAUACGGAUCCCGGUUACGGACCUCUGGCGACUCGCUCGUUCACAACAACAACAAACUUAGUAGAAUUUUUUGUCAACAUUUAUCUUUUUUUACAAGAUUUAUUUAUAAGAUUAUCAAAAAUCUUAUUAAUUUUUGCCUGCAUUUCUCAGGAGAAUAGCAUUAAUUUUACAGCCUGGCUAGCGAUAACGACAGUCUUCACAGCAAAAGCGAGUUUUACUACCCUGAGGAAGAAGAAAUAAAAGAAAACCUUUCAGGAGAAAGCUAAAAACCUCUAACUUGCUAACGCCGAGCAAAAACAUGGCUGAAUCCUGAAUGACUCAAUUUUGUAUAAAUAGGGGACUACAUAGGCGGCAAAAUGUAGGGGUUUUUUUCCUGCCAUGGAAGUGCACUUGUAUACCGAGGAGGAAGCAAUUUGCAUUACAGCUGUGAAUGAGGAUUCAAAAUGGCGGCUUGCCUCGGCUCAGUUUUCCGUUUCGGGCGCUCUCGUUUUCUGUUAGAAUUUGGUAAAGAAAAAAAUAAAUAUAUUAUUUACCAGCUUAAGGUCGGUCCGUAUGGUGAAAUACCGUGACCUCGGCCUCGAAUACUGACCUCGGCCCGGAGGGCCUCGCUCAGUACUUUCAAGACCUCGGUCACGGUAUUUCACCAUACGGACCUCCCAGCUGGUAAAUAACAUAUAUCUAUUAACAAAAAUACCGGCGAGUGGCCUAGUGGUUAGUGUGUCCGCCUCUCGAUCGGGAAAUCGCGAAUUCUACUCAUGGUCAGGUCAUACCAUAAAAAUGGUGCCUUCUGGCAAGGCACGCUGCAAUACAGAUGCGAGUGGGGGAGUCAAACUCUUGUAGUUACCAGAGGACUAGCCCCCCACUGUAACCCUAGCUAUGUAAUAUAGACGAGAGGCCGAGGGCUACGAAACGGCGAUCGGCGCCGCCAAACGCGCCAUGAAUGGUGUGGGAAGGACUUUGAUUGAUUAACAAAAAUGUUCCUUUUAUUAAAAAUUAAAAAGUUAAUAACAGGCCUUUUCUAAAUAAACUUUUAUGAACACUUCUACUACCUUCAUUUUAUUCUCUUUUCUUUAUCUUUCAGCAGUCUGUAGAAAGAGAACUCUGAUUUCUUGUUAAAUCUAUUUGUACAGUCAAUCAUACAACAGCUCUUAAAAAAGAAGAAUGCCUUUAUUGUCACGAAAUUUAGUUCAUCAUAGAAGAGCAAAGCUGCUGCGUACGUGCUCGCUGCCACUCUUGGGCACUUCAGCCCAAGCCCGCCCCAUGUUAACCUAACUGCAUGUCUUUGGACUGUGGGGGAAACCGAUGCACUGGGAAGAAACCCACGCAGACACGGGGAGAACAUGCAAAGUCCACACAGUAAGGCCCCUGUCGCCCACUGGGCUCGAACCCAGAACCUUUUAGCUAGCCAUUUUAGAUCUGUGUUUUUGUGUGUUUUCCCUACUGAGCUCUAUAUAAAAUCUGGAGAGCUCAUAGGCUCAUCAGAGCGAAGCCAUCUGGCCGCCAUCUUACCAUUCACAUUGCGUGUAUUUGGUUUGUGUUAAACUGUCGUAUCCGAUCAAAUUUGCCCCAAGAAAAGUAUCUCCUGACUUUUUUUCCCUUUCAUUACCUCCUCUUCAUUUUCUCAACUUGACCAACGUUCCUUACAUAUCUUUAUUGCACUCCUCUUCACUGUUCUUGGUUUUUUGGCUUUUUUUCCCUUUUUCCAGUUCAGUCUCUGAUCAUUUUUUUGAACGUCUCUUUUGCUACUAUAAUAAUUUUUACGGAG